AUGAGCGGAUUUCGGGGUAAAGAAAAGCGAUUGGCCUUCCAGCGGGUAAGAAAGUCGGCACUACAUUGCUGUGUGCCACUGUGUACGAAUUCGGCCCGUUAUAAUCGGGAGAUAUGUUUCCAUGCAUUUCCCAUUGAUGCUGAGGUAAAGGCUCAGUGGCUGAUCAAGGUCCGUAGGGACAAUUUCAGCCCCACAAAAAAUACCCGUGUGUGCAGUAGGCAUUUUCGACCAGGAGACUUAUUGGUCACAGCGGGAGGACUGCACAGAGUACAGAAAGGAGCUACACCUGUUCUCUUUGCAUGGAAUAACUACGAGCUACCUACACCAAGACGUAAUGUUUGGGAGCGUCGGCCGAGGGCAGAGAGCCCCACCCCGGACUUGACAGCUGAGUACGAGGUGGAAACAGUUGCGCUGCCUGAUCAUGAGUACUGUUUAAAUCCAGCGACGGCAGUGAUGGCAAAUCAGGUGGCCGACGAGAACGAAGCCUUGAAAAUGCAGGUUAGGGAGCUCCAACACCAGCUGGAAGUGUUACAACUGCGAUCUCGUUUCGGGAUACAACGCCUGGCAGGGUCGGACGAGGACAUUCGUUUCUACACCAGAUUUGCCACAUACAAGCAUUUCCUUGCCUUUUGGAAAUUGGUGGAGCCAGCAGCCAACACCAAGAUGGUGCGGAUCACCAACGCCAAGGCAUCCUCUGCCAGCAGCUCGGAC
Messenger RNA from Trematomus bernacchii (emerald rockcod), 711 nucleotides. Its product is annotated as THAP domain-containing protein 1-like. The record is from RefSeq and is a predicted model, not a curated record. The annotation marks the transcript as partial. Gene Ontology annotation, molecular function: sequence-specific DNA binding. The transcript has 2 exons. Lineage: Eukaryota; Metazoa; Chordata; Actinopteri; Perciformes; Nototheniidae.